This is a messenger RNA of Salarias fasciatus (jewelled blenny), 894 nucleotides long. RefSeq names its product homeobox protein HMX2-like. Gene Ontology annotation, biological process: regulation of transcription by RNA polymerase II. Gene Ontology annotation, molecular function: RNA polymerase II transcription regulatory region sequence-specific DNA binding; DNA-binding transcription factor activity, RNA polymerase II-specific. Lineage: Eukaryota; Metazoa; Chordata; Actinopteri; Blenniiformes; Blenniidae. Gene Ontology annotation, cellular component: nucleus. The record is from RefSeq and is a predicted model, not a curated record. The coding region runs from base 37 to 825 and encodes 262 amino acids. The transcript has 2 exons.
GCCGACAGAGUCGAGGAAGUAAAACAAAAAGAGAAUAUGAACAAAGUAGAAGCGCCAUGUCGACCCGCCGCCUCUCUCAAAUUCACCAUUGACAGCAUCUUAAACCUGAAGACGAGCGGGAGGAGCCGCGAUAGUUGUCACCCGGCAGGACUGCAGGAUGAACUGGCCACGGCGAUGCGUAAAGAUGCUUUCCAGAGCCACCACGAGGAGAAAGGAGCCGCGCAGAGGCAGGACGCGGACAGCAGGCUCGCGGAAAGCGACUUGAUGACAGACCGGAGCAGAGCCGCGGAGUCGGUCAUCAUCAGCCAGCGGAAGGCGGCGGAGGCGCGCUUCGAGAGCGGCGACAGCAGCUGCGACGACAGCGGCUCCACCACCGCGGCCACGGACCCGCACAAAGGAGGCAGCCCGGGCAAAAAGAGCAAGAUGAUCACCAAAAAGAAAACUCGCACUAUUUUUUCCAAGAGACAGAUCUUCCAGUUGGAGUCUACCUUCGACAUGAAACGCUAUCUGAGCAGCGCGGAGCGCGCCUGCCUCGCCAGUUCCCUGCAGCUGACGGAGACGCAGGUGAAAAUAUGGUUUCAGAACCGCAGGAAUAAAUUGAAACGGCAGAUAUCGACUGAAAUCGACGGACCAGUGAGUGAUUUUCCCGAGACCGGGAAGCCCGUGGUGGUGGGCCAGCUCCCGGCCUUGUACAAGGAGAGCAACCUGCUGGGCAGAUGCCUGCUGCCCAUGCCUCUGCCCGUGGUGUACCCGGGCAGCAGCACGCCUUACCUCUGCUUCUCCAACGCCAGCAAGUACUUCAGCCUGUACGAAGCGGACGUAUGAUGGUUUGAACUUCCCACGUCGUGAGAGAGACACUUCUGGUGGUCUGUUGCCAACCCUCAAGCAUUUCAA